Planococcus citri (citrus mealybug) is the source of this 1740-nucleotide messenger RNA. Its product is annotated as cellular tumor antigen p53-like. The transcript is spliced from 7 exons. Gene Ontology annotation, biological process: regulation of transcription by RNA polymerase II; apoptotic process. Lineage: Eukaryota; Metazoa; Arthropoda; Insecta; Hemiptera; Pseudococcidae. Gene Ontology annotation, cellular component: nucleus. Gene Ontology annotation, molecular function: DNA-binding transcription factor activity, RNA polymerase II-specific; RNA polymerase II cis-regulatory region sequence-specific DNA binding. The coding region runs from base 270 to 1325 and encodes 351 amino acids. The record is from RefSeq and is a predicted model, not a curated record.
CGAGGGACCGGAGUUCGUUGAAAAUCGAGCGGGCAUUCGGGGUAAUCGUUGAAAGAAUCUUUGUUUUAUCCUGUUAUAUUUUGCUUCGUCUUGUGUAAACUGCAAAAACGUGUUUACAGUGCUUUGUUUGGGCGUGUUUAUCGUUCAUAAUAAUAAAUUUCGGCGUACAUUUUGUGAAUAUUCAUAAUUUAUUCUCUUUUUGGUGAAAUAAUCUAUAUAUUACUCGAAAGUUAGUUGCUGAAUAAGUUUUCCAAGUUUAUUCGCGCAGAAUGGAGUAUCAGAAUUCGGUAACGUCGGUGUCCAAUGAAGAGCCGUCAUUUUCCGAUUGCGAUCUGACUUACACUUCAGUAGUGUAUGAAGAUGGGGAUGAUUAUAAUCAUCCAACCGGGAUAUUACCGGGUACUGACGAUCACGCUGGCUGCUUAAACUUUCAAUUAUUUUUGAAUAAUGAAGAUAAAUCAAAGAAAUCGUGGCUUUAUUCCUCCGUAUUGAAGAAAUUAUACAUCGAUAUAAACAAAGUAGUCUGUGUACAAUUUCGCUUGAAACAACCAGAGAGUGGUAAAAUCAACAGUAGCAAAGAAAGCUUAUUUGUGAGAGCAUUACCUGUUUACGCAGCGCCUGAAUUCUUACAAGAACCCGUCACUAGAUGUCCAGUCCAUGUUAUGACAGAUAAAGCAAAUGGUCAUUCGAACGUUCCAUGGUUAUUCCACGUUCUUAGAGCUGAGCAUCAUGAAGCUGUUUAUCAUAUUAACCGUAAAAGUAAUCGUCACAGUGUGGUUGUACCCUUGCAUACACCAGCUUUGGGUUCUGAAUUCAUCACAAUUAUGUAUAAAUUCACGUGUAAAACGAGUUGCGCCUUUGGUUUAAAUCGUAGACCUGUUCAUGUGGUAUUUACACUGGAGAAUGCUCAAGGUCAAAUACUUGGAAGGAGGAAACUAUUGGUUAAAGUUUGCAGUUGUCCGAAACGUGAUUUACAUAGGGAUGAAAUAGUAUCUAAAACUGAAAUAGAUGCAAAUGGUAGAAAAAGAAAAGUCAAAGAAGUAGAUAACAGUAUGGCUUACUCAUCAAUGGAAAUAUAUUCACCAGCUACGAAAGAAAUCAAAAUGGAACACCUCGAUGUAGAGGAAACCGUAGAAGAUGAUAAUAUGCCAUAUACGAUUCCAUCGUUCACCGUAAUGGGAAAACAACAAUAUAUUUCAACUCUGGAACUUUUACAUGGACACUUCCUAGGAUUAUCUGUACGCAAUGACGCUUUGAUCGAUUUACAUCCUAACAUUAGCCAUAUUUCAGAAUUACUCGAUAAAAUUAAGAAUGAAAGUUCUUGAUUAAAAAUGGAAGUUUUCGACAGUAAGUGCGAACACGUGAACCCUAACGAAACAAUCACCAUUAAUUAUAAUAUUUGUUAAAUUCGAUUUUUUUCAACUAUGGUUGGGCUAGAUGCCUUGAGAUAACAGAAGUGUUAUUGGUAUUUUUAUGGAUACGGAUACCUUGGGAAAAAAAACAUUUUUUUUUCGUGUAAUUUUUAGAUCUUCCACUUUUUCUUUCAUUUUCAUAUUUCGUUUGGAUAUAUAACUUCGUACGCUAUGAAUUACUUUCAUGAACGAGAUUUUUAUUUUAUUAACUACUGUUUUACUACUGAGACAUUUUUAAAAGUUAAUCAAGUUUUAAUUUUUCUUCUUUUUUUUUUGUUUUUGUAUAAUAUUCCCGAUAUUUUCAUGGAAUUUUUUUUAUCUGUUUUAA